GUAACAGUCACGAGUGUAAAAGAGACAGCAGCAACUAAAUGCUGUCUGAAGUGUAAAAAAAUAAAAAAAUUUAGUGAAAAUUAUUAAAAAAAAAUUAUAAUUAAUCACCCGCAUUAUUGUAAUUAUAAUUGUCUGUUAAUUAGAUUCAAUAAUUACUCUUUUAUUCGUUAAAAUUCAUUGCGACAUUUAACGUGACAUAUUUUGGUUUAACAUUUAUAUACAUAUAUAUAUAUAUAUAUAUAUAUAUACAUACAUAUAUAUAUUUAUAUUAAUAAAGUGAUAUUGUGAUGAUUUAAUUUCAAAUUUAAUUCCAACGUAAUUAUGAAUCAGCAAUACAUGCAGCAGCCACUUUAUGGUCAACCUAGACCAGGUUAUGAUGGAUUGAACUCCAAUGUCCCUAAUAUGAAGCCAGGAGCACCUGGACCAGGUUACCCUGGGCAAAAAGUCCCCGCCGGUAAUCAAGGAAACUUUUAUAAUUACCAGGGCGAUCCAGGUGCAAAUGGACCAGCUCAAGGAACCGCGGGGUUGACGAAUCAGAUGUCAAACAUGAGUAUCGCACCGAACUAUCAAGGCAAUAUGAAUGGAUUUAACAGCGAUGGUAACAAGCCUGGAGCCCCAAGUCUUCCUCCGAACGCAAACUUCAAUCGAUAUCCAGGAGACACACAGGGACCGGUAAGUAUGGGCCAAAGGCCGCCGUCUAAUUCAAGUGCUAUGCAAAGUGGGCAACCGGAACCUCCAGGAACUCAGUCACAGCCGAUGAAUUUUAUGCCUCGACCUACGAGAUAUCCACCAGGAGUGAGCGCUCAGCAAAAUUCAUUCGGAACACAAGGAACUAAUUUAUCAGCACAUGGUCAAACGGGAGGACCACCACCUGGUCCUGGUCCUUUACCACCAACUGGAUCAUUUGGAUUACAUGGACAGACAGGUCCUGGUCAAUUACCACCAACUGGACCACCUGGAUCAAUUGGACAACCUGGUACUGGACAACUACCACCUGGUCCUGGUCAAUUACCACCAACACAACAUGGCCCUGGUCAAUUACCACCAACUGGAUCACUUGGACAACCUAGUCCUGGUCAAUUACCACCAACACAACAUGGUCCUGGUCAAUUACCACCAGCACAACAUGGUCCUGGUCAAUUACCACCAGCACAACAUGGCCCUGGACAGCUACCACCUGGUUCUGGACAAUUACCAUCUGUUCCUGGUCAAUUACCACCAGCACAACAUGGCCCUGGACAACUACCACCUGGACCUGGACAAUUACCACCUGGUCCUGGACAAUUACCACCUGGUCCUGGACAGUUACCACCAGGACAACCAGGAGCAUACCAACAAAAUAUAAAUUACCAACGUGGACCACCACUGCCAGGUCAACCAGCUCCAUUCCCACCGAACCAAUCUCCCCUACGUCAGCCUUACCCUCCAUACCAACAACCUCCCAACUACCAAGCUCAACCUCAACCUCCAACUCAACCUCAACCCCCAUACCCCUACCAAGACCCUUACCGUUCCUACCACCCGCAGCAAGGUGUCAACAUGCCUGGAGCCCAACCCUUCCAACCCGGAGCUCAGCCCGCUCAAGCCAAGCGCCUAGACCCCGAGUCAAUGCCCAGCCCCAUCCAAGUAAUGCAAGACGACCAGAAAACCCGCGGCGGAACUUUCAUAACCAACCAAAAAGGCCUAGUUCCCCCCUUCGUCACCACGAAAUUCGUGGUCCAGGACCAGGGGAACGCCUCGCCCCGGUUCAUUCGCUCCACAAUCUACACCGUGCCCACCACCACCGACAUGAUGAAGCAAACCGGAGUCCCCUUCGGCCUGAUCCUCAGCCCCAUGGCCAAGAUCUCCGAGGGCGAGCAAGAACCGCCUAUAGUAGACAUGGGGGAAGUUGGUCCCAUCAGAUGCAACCGUUGCAAAGCCUACAUGAGUCCCUUCAUGCAAUUCAUCGACGCCGGGCGACGUUUCCAGUGCAGCUUCUGCAAAGCGACAACCGACGUUCCCCAAGAGUACUUCCAACAUCUAGACCACACCGGCCAGCGCAUGGACCGAUUCGAGCGCCCGGAGCUCAUGCUCGGUACCUACGAGUACCUCGCAACGAAAGACUACUGCCGCAACAACACGUUCCCUUCUCCCCCGGCGAUGAUCUUCGUCAUCGACGUCUCCUACAACAACAUCAAGUCCGGAAUGGUCGCUCUGCUUUGCCGAUCCAUGAAAGAGAUAAUCUCUAACUUACCCCGCGAUACCUACAGCGAGCGCACCAACAUGCGCGUUGGCUUCAUAACCUAUUCGACUUCCGUUCACUUCUACAACGUCAGCGCGUGUCUCACCCAGCCCCAGAUGAUGGUCGUCGGUGAUGUCCAAGACGUCUUCAUGCCUCUCCUCGACGGGUUCCUCGUCGACCCCGAGGAAUCUGCUGCAGUUAUUGACAGUCUGAUGCAGCAGAUUCCUGCCAUGUUCGCGGAGACAAGGGAAACUGAGACCAUUCUCGCACCGGCAAUCCAGGCUGGUCUGGAAGCUUGCAAGGCCUACAAUUGUGCUGGGAAGCUCCUGGUCUUUCAUUCCUCUCUCCCCAAUGCUGAGGCUCCUGGUAAGCUGAAGAACCGGGACGACCGGAAGCUGCUGGGGACCGACAAAGAGAAGACAGUUCUCGCGCCACAGAAUAGCGUUUACAAUAACCUGGGUCAGGAUUGCGUCGGCGCUGGUUGCAGUGUCGAUUUGUUUGUCUUCAACAAUUCCUACAUCGACUUAGCGACGAUCGGUCAAGUCUGCCGACUUACCGGCGGAGAAAUAUUCAAGUAUACUUAUUUCCAAGCAGACACUGAUGGGGAACGUUUGGUCCAGGAUAUCAUCAAUGACAUCACUCGUCCGAUAGCAUUUGAUGCAGUGAUGAGAGUCAGGACAUCAACUGGAGUCCGUCCUACUGAUUUCUAUGGCCACUUCUUCAUGUCUAACACAACGGACAUGGAACUGGCGGCGAUUGACUGCAACAAGGCGAUCGCGGUUGAGGUUAAACAUGAUGACAAGUUGACGGAAGAGGAAGGGGUCUAUGUCCAGGUAGCGCUGCUGUAUACUUCUGUUGGUGGGGUCAGGAGAUUGAGAAUCAUCAAUCUUAGUUUGAGGACCAGUUCGCAGAUGACGGAACUGUAUAGAACUUGUGACCCUGAUGCGAUUGUUAACUUCUUUGCUAAGCAGAGCGUGGUCAAGAUCAUUGAGAACUCGCCGAAGACUAUCAAGGACCAGUUGGUUGCUAGAUGUGCGAUGAUACUUGCGGCUUAUAGGAAACAUUGCGCGAGUCCUUUCAGUGCAAGUCAGCUCGUUUUGCCAGAGUGCAUGAAGCUGCUGCCGCUUUAUGUCAAUUGUCUGCUGAAGAGCGACGCGCUUUCGGGAGGUUCUGAUAUGACUAUUGAUGACAGGUCAUUUGUUAUGCAAGCUGUGGUCACGAUGCCGCUCUAUACUUCUGUAAUAUAUUUCUAUCCGCGUUUACUGCCGUUGCAUGAUCUUGAUACCCAGGCUAUGGAACUCCCACAGCAGCUGAGGUGCUCUUUUGAUAAAUUUACUGAUGAUGGAGCGUUUUUGUUAGAAAAUGGAAUACAUAUGUUUAUGUGGUUUGGUUUGUCUUUAUCAACGGAAUGGAUCCAAGCUGUUUUUGGUACUCCAGUGGUCGAUACCGACCGCAGUUCUAUACCGAUUCUAGAUAAUCCGUUAAAUAAACGGGUGAGAGAUAUUGUCAAUCGUGUUCGUAUGGAAAGAUAUCACUGUAUGAGGUUAACAUUCGUCAGACAAAGAGACAAAUUAGAAAUGGUAUUACGUCACUUCUUGGUAGAAGAUCGUAACAGUGACAGCAGCCCUAGUUACGUCGAUUUUCUUUGUCAUAUGCACAAAGAAAUAAAAACUUUAUUAAAUCAAUAAUAAAUUAAUUAAAAAAAAAAAAGAAAAAAAAAUAAUAAUAAUUACUAAUUUAAUUUAAAUAAAAUAAAAAUAACUCAAUGAAUUCCAUUAAUCAAUUAUUUUAAUUCAUUAGUUUAUUUUUAUUUACUUUUUUUAUUUUAUAUUUAAAUUUCAUAAAAAAUUAUAAACGAAAUAAA
Microplitis demolitor is the source of this 4085-nucleotide messenger RNA. RefSeq names its product protein transport protein Sec24D (gene Sec24CD). Gene Ontology annotation, molecular function: SNARE binding; zinc ion binding. The record is from RefSeq and is a predicted model, not a curated record. The transcript has 6 exons. The coding region runs from base 322 to 3909 and encodes 1195 amino acids. NCBI's taxonomy places the organism in Eukaryota, Metazoa, Arthropoda, Insecta, Hymenoptera, Braconidae. Gene Ontology annotation, biological process: endoplasmic reticulum to Golgi vesicle-mediated transport; COPII-coated vesicle cargo loading; intracellular protein transport. Gene Ontology annotation, cellular component: endoplasmic reticulum exit site; COPII vesicle coat.